UUUCAUUACUCAUUAAGUCAUUAGUCAAAAUAUGGAAAUCAUCCGGCCAAUUAGAAGUAGAGCUUCUUACUCGUAUACUCUUUAAAUACUUUCGACUCCCUUCAAUUCACUCAUUCUACUCGUUUUCCGAUUCUCAAUUUCAUUGCUCUCUCAAAUUUUUCCUUCGCCUUCCCCCAAAUUUCCUCGGCCUCCUCUCUUCCUCCAAGCUAAAUUUUCAGGACUCCAUGUCUAAUAUCAAUCUAAAGAAGAAAAAUUUGUGGAUUCUUUUGUUUGAGUUCUGUUUCAUCAAGAGGGGACGUUGGUGGUGGGGUCCGUAAACUUUCGACGUCCAUUUGAUCAUUGGAGAGUGGGUUUUGACCAUUAAACUCACUCUUUGAUUCGAUUGUUGAUUCAUAAUAUUCAUCAUCCUUUUUUCUUCUUCCUGCUGCUGCUGCUACUACUUGCUGCGACGUUACGCUUGAUUAGUAUUUUGAUUAUUGUUCUAAAGUGAAUUCAAGUAUUUUGCAUUUCAAAAUUAGAUUUUAAGUGACGAAAAAUUAAUUAAAAAGGAACAGCUUGUUCCUUGUUGGUAGUGAGUUAUGGAAGGUUUAUUGAGCUGUAAAUCUCUUCCACCGGGGUUUCGAUUUCACCCCACGGAUGAGGAGUUGUUUAUGUAUUAUCUGAAGAGGAAGGUUUUGGGAAAAUCACUGAGUCCUGAGAUGAUUGCUGAGGUUGAUGUGUAUCAGUUUGCUCCAUGGGAUCUCCCUGAUAUGGCAAGUCUGAAAUCUAGGGAUUUGAAUUGGUUUUUCUUCUGCCCUCGAGCAAAGAAAUAUCCUAAUGGAGGAAGAGCUAACAGGGCAACUGAUUAUGGGUACUGGAAGUCUACUGGUAAUGAUAGGACGAUGAUUUACAAUUCACGUCCUGUGGGAAAGAUCAAGACUUUGAUCUUUCACAAAGGGAAGCCACCUAAGGGUGAGAGAACUGAUUGGGUGAUGCAUGAGUAUCGUUUAGAGGAUAAGAAUUUGGCUGAUGCAGGCAUUUCCCAGGAUUGUUAUGUGAUCUGUAAGAUUUAUAAGAAGAGUGGUCUUGGGCCAAAGAAUGGGGAGCAUUAUGGGGCCCGCUUUGUAGAGGAAGAGUGGGAAAGUGAUGACGACGAUAAUGUGCUGGAGAGAGGCUCUGAAUCUUUGCUUUGUGAUACGAAUGGUGAGCGUGUCGCUGAUAGCCCUGAUGGCGCGGUUUCAGUUCUUACUGAGUCUGCGCUUACUCCAAAUGGUGCAAUUGCUGUAGAUCUUCCAAUUGUUGUUGCUCCACCACCAAUCGUUUCUACUGCUUUUGUGGGUACCCAAUGCAUAAAUGCUGCAUCUGGGGGUACACCUUAUGUUACUGAUACUGGUAGGAGUACACCAGUUGUCGUUUCAAAUGCUUGUACUCCAUAUGUUACUGAUACUUGUACGACUACACCAAACAUCUCAAAUCCUUCUGUGGGCUCUCUUGGUGCUUUUACUUCUGUCAAUUCUCUGGAUGCUCUUGCUUAUCCCAUGGGUUCUACGAGUCAUGCCGAGAUUUCUGCAACCCCUUAUGAAGACGAGAUUGAUAGGCUGUUGUCACACUUUGCUGAGAAGGUGGAUGAAGAUGCUGCUAUUUUCAAUGGGUUGGGGGAUUUGAGUAAUUCUUCUGCUUGGGUUAACUUUGAUUGGAAUGACUUGGUUACUAUGGAUGAUCUCAAAUGAUGGAGAAUCAUGACAGUCUAUGCAGAUUCUGUUCAUGAGGGGUAUACUUCUCAAAGAAGCUCGUUUGAGUUAUGCAUUUAUGUUUCCGCUUUUAUGCUUUUGUAGUUGCUUGUUAUUGUUAUUUGGUAUGAUCUUUUCAAAGGGAAUGAGUUUCUGAAUUCCCAAAACUAAGAUUGUACUAUUGUAUUAUGUAUUUGUUAAGGUGACCUGAAUCUUUAUAUGAAAUUGUCUUCGUGUCGAUCGUGUUAA
Amaranthus tricolor (Joseph's coat) is the source of this 1958-nucleotide messenger RNA. Its product is annotated as NAC domain-containing protein 82-like. The record is from RefSeq and is a predicted model, not a curated record. Gene Ontology annotation, biological process: regulation of DNA-templated transcription. The coding region runs from base 579 to 1709 and encodes 376 amino acids. The transcript is spliced from 2 exons. Gene Ontology annotation, molecular function: DNA binding. NCBI's taxonomy places the organism in Eukaryota, Viridiplantae, Streptophyta, Magnoliopsida, Caryophyllales, Amaranthaceae.